Molecule: messenger RNA, 1667 nt
Organism: Pyrenophora tritici-repentis Pt-1C-BFP
Lineage: Eukaryota; Fungi; Ascomycota; Dothideomycetes; Pleosporales; Pleosporaceae
Product: Glyco-hydro-16 multi-domain protein
Biological process (GO): carbohydrate metabolic process
Molecular function (GO): hydrolase activity, hydrolyzing O-glycosyl compounds
Source: RefSeq, a predicted model, not a curated record
AUGCCUUCCUUCUUCAAGCGUAACAAGAAGGCUCCCGAGGAAGCCCCACCUACAACAGCACACUCCCAAGAUGUCCCUGACCUGCCUGCUGGCAUGUCACAAAGACGUCCCGAUACGGCGUCUAUGCCCUACGUCCCCAGGACUCCUUCUAACCUAGCAUUCGCUGGCCCAGUCUAUCAAAAUCAAAUAGGUGCUGCUGACUUGCGGAAACAACCCCGACCAUUCAAGAGUUACCGGCUACGCGGAGAACGUGAGCAGCCAUGGGUCAAUGAUCCAAGAAUGAAGAAGACCAAGGUCGGCAACUGGAUCACCUUUGGUUUCAUCAUGAUUGGUGUCUGUGUCAGUGGAUACAUCAUGUACACUGGUGUACAAGAGGCGCAAAUACCUGAUCAAUGUCUUAUCAUGGAUGAUCACUUUGAAAAGAUUGACCCUGCCAACUGGGGCUACGAGAUUCAGACUGGCAACUAUGGUAACGGCGAGUUUGACUGGACCACCGACGACCCAAAGAACAGCUUUGUCGAUGCUGAUGGUCUCCACAUUGUCCCAACCCUUACCACCGAAUCCACCGGCAUCACUCAAGACCAACUCAUGAACGGAUACACAUUGAACAUUACCAAGACGUCCGGUGAUGGCUCCUGCACAUCUGACGACUACAAGUCUUGCGGUGUCCGGUCCAACGCUACUCUCGGAACGAUUAUUCCCCCGGUCCGGUCUGCACGUAUGACAACCAAGGGUAAGAAGGCUAUCAAGUACGGUCGUGUCGAAGUUGUUGCCAAGACAGCCAAGGGUGACUGGCUAUGGCCCGCCAUUUGGAUGAUGCCCCAAGACAAUGCAUACGGCGAAUGGCCCCGCAGCGGAGAAAUUGAUAUCGCUGAAUUCCGCGGUAACAACUACACCUACCCCGAAGGCCGUGACUUUGUCUCUUCCACCCUUCAUUGGGGCCCCGACUACAAGCACGACGGCUACAUCCACACCCACGGCCAAUCCUUCUUCCGCCGCACAGACUUUGCCUCGAGCUGGCACACAUUCGGUCUUGAGUGGACCGAGAAUUACAUCAUGAUGUACUUGGACGGUCGUCUCAAGCAGGUCAUGUACUACAAGUUCAACGACAGGAACAACCUAUGGAAGAAGGGUGGCUUCAACGGCGUCACUACUAGCAACGGAACCCUUAUCGACGACCCAUGGAGGCUUGGCGGUAACAACGCGCCUUUCGACGAGAAGUUUUACCUCAUUCUCAACGUCGCGGUUGGUGCUCAGAACGGCUGGUUCUUUGAUGGCGAGGGCAACAAGCCCUGGGUCGAUGGCAGUGACUUUGCUGCCCGCGACUUCUGGAAUGCCAAGGACCAAUGGCUUCCCACCUGGGGUGAGGGGACCGAGCGCGGUAUGACUGUCAAGUCUGUCAAGAUGUGGCAGGCCGGCAAAUGCUAGUUCCGAUUAUAGUUCAGCCCUGAACUCCUUGUUUCUUUCUUCCUACUUUUUGCUUGCCGGACGAUGAAGUCAGCACGGCUCAUUAUUUCUUUUCCGCCCACACACACGGCACAUUAGACACAUGUUUUGUAUCCGCAUAUCGGCAUUGGUAGAGGCGCAUGGGGGCGCCAUCCGAGUAAACAAAACUCACAUGCAGCGCAAGCAUGUAACAUUUUUCCAAUAGAGAUGAGAUUACAUAA